Bactrocera dorsalis (oriental fruit fly) is the source of this 1374-nucleotide messenger RNA. RefSeq names its product pickpocket protein 11-like. Gene Ontology annotation, biological process: sodium ion transmembrane transport. The coding region runs from base 1 to 1374 and encodes 457 amino acids. Gene Ontology annotation, cellular component: membrane. Lineage: Eukaryota; Metazoa; Arthropoda; Insecta; Diptera; Tephritidae. The transcript has 2 exons. Gene Ontology annotation, molecular function: ligand-gated sodium channel activity. The record is from RefSeq and is a predicted model, not a curated record.
AUGCCAGUUCAAAAGUUUAAAACAAAGCCAAUAAAAAAUGCAGCUAAAAUUGAGCCGAGCAAUUAUUUCGUAAUUUUCGAUGAUUAUUUGCAACCUAAAAGCCAACUAAUUUUUUCUGAAAAAACAAGAGAUCUGUUGGAAUUCAGUGGUGCGCAUUGGAAACCACCAACUCUGAACGAAAGCAUACGUGAAAAGUGGCGUCUGUUGGCUAAGAAAUUUACCCAGCAGCGUGUGGUGAAAGUGAAACCCUUGAAUAAUUUAGUUAUCGACACUAAAAAAUUAAAUAUUCAACAAAAAGCGCUUAAACCGAAGAGCGGCUUCCAAAUCUAUUGCGAAUUGGCGAGUGUGCACGGUUUACACUAUUUAACGGGUGCUUCAAAGUGGCAACGCAUAUUUUGGUGUUUUAUUCUGUGCUCUAUGUUGACUUUAUCCAUUUAUACAUUAUGGAACUCAUUAAGUUUGAAUGCCGAUAAUCCUACGAUUUUAUAUACGGAUACAAAAACAGGCAUAUUUUGGGGUAAAACAUUUCCAGCGAUUACGCUCUGCAAUUUUAAUCACAUUUCGAAAAAGAAACUCAAUGACUUGCUAAUGAAGAAUUUUAGUUCCGAAACCGCCGACCAAAUUCGUCCCCUCAUUCCAUAUGUCUUAUACAGCGCAUUACCGGUAAAUGCCACGCCUGCUGACUACCGUUCCUUGCAUAGGCUUUUAACCAGCGCAAAUUAUACGCACAGCGAUUUCUUAGAAAAAAUUUCACCAGAUUGCGAAAGUCAACUGAUACGUUGUAAAAUACUUGCUCAAGUACAUCCCUGUAAUGUACUCUUUCAGCGUGUGCGAACACAGCAUGGUUUCUGUUGUUCAUUCAACUUUAAUGCCAUUAUAAAUGGAAAUCAAACAGCGGAAGAGUUAAGCAUACACAGCAAUCGCUUUGGCCCUAAAUGGGGUCUAUCGGUGCUACUGGAUCCACAGGUAGAGGAUUACUAUGCGUCUAGAAAUAAAUUUGGCGGCUAUCAAGUAUAUGCACACAAUGGAUACGAUUUUCUCAAUAUCAAUGACCCACAUCAAUUGGUUUUGCCUGGCUACUCCAUUCACAUUCAUACUGCACCAUUCAUCACUCUGGCCACAACUUUAUUGAAGAAUCAAGAUCUGCACCUGCGUCGGUGCUAUUUACGCAACGAACGUAAACUUCUUGCGUUCGCUGAGUAUACACAGCAGAAUUGUUUUUCCGAAUGUCGUAGUAGAGAAGUGUUGACGAGCUGCGGUUGUGUGCCACCAUUAUGGCCACGGGCGGAGAACUGGACCGUUUGCACUCUGUUAGAGGCGAGUUGUGUAAUGGCUCAAAUUGGUAAGAUAGACGUAUUUUUAUACCGAAAUUGA